Molecule: messenger RNA, 1308 nt
Organism: Laccaria bicolor S238N-H82
Lineage: Eukaryota; Fungi; Basidiomycota; Agaricomycetes; Agaricales; Hydnangiaceae
Exons: 9
Coding region: 1-1308 (435 amino acids)
Source: RefSeq, a predicted model, not a curated record
AUGGACGGGCAUGCUUUGUCAGUUUUGGAGAAAGCAAACUCGUCUGGGUACUGGCCGCCUUUCAAACGCAAUCAGAGUAGCGGAGAAGAACAUGGCAAAUACGAAAUUAACACGGCCUUGCUCUUGUACCACUUGAUUGCCGAGUCUCAAAAACUUGGUGGUACUCUUCUGGAUCAGUUCUGGCUUCAGCUCGGAAAAUCCCCGUCCAAAAUCUCGCUCAUCAUCGACGUAGUUGACUACCUACGGACGGACCCUCAGAGCGUCCCGUUCAGUGGUUCAUCCAAGGUCCUUUUUUCAGGCGUAGAUAUAGACAAAGCCGACUUUGAACCAGUGUUGGAGAUGGCUUCGGAAUACAUCAUCCGCCUAGGAAUCGUGUUUAUGAAUCCUGGUGGGCGCGAAUCCGGAUCCAGCUCGCCGCAGUCUGGCAUUGAUUUUGUAGACGAGAAGACGGAUGAACUCUUGCGCCAGGUCUGCCAGGAGGGCAAGUUUGGUAAACGAAAGCAAGCAGCUCUCAAAGCCCUGGCAUGGUUUUGCGUCAUACAGUCUUGCCGAAGUUCUGAUGAUGUUCUCGUCCAGGUUUUCAGACGCGAUGGUGAUCCUGACAUCAUGGAUUAUAUCGCGUUGUUCGCUGGGCCCAAAGCCAGGGAUCUUGUCCAGGAAUCUUUAAAUGGAGUAGGAAAUGCGCUCAACUUAGAGCUCAAUGCGCACAUGACGUAUUGCGAACUGCACUGGGGCAUUGAAGCCCAGGACCAUAAUGGAGAGGUCAAAUACAUCUACCGGAGAAUUCCCUUUACACUUGACAGUGGCCCGGCUAUGAACAAGUUGCUGGACGGUGACCAGAUUUUCUUUGGAAAAGGCAAAAAUGGACAAAAAUUCGGAGGAGGUCCUCUGCCGCUUCUUUGCAACAUACGGCUGGCAGUGGCUCGCGUCCUGAAAUUAAGUGGCGCAGCGAGCGUCAUUGUGCAGAUAAAGGAAGCUGCUGAUGAUAUUGACACCCCUCGGUACCUUCUCCCUCCCAGUGACUUUCUUGAAAUCUUGGAUGCGAAGCUGCGGCUCGUGUGGCACAAUCUCUGGCUUCUCGGGACACUCGAUUUUCCGAGAGGAUGGUGGUGCAAGCAUGGUUGCAAACGGCGCAAUGCAGGCCUCAAGUCGCCUAACACACCAACGUAUCUCGAGGUCUUAAGAAACGGUGGCGCAAAGGUCAAUGCUGAACUUACUUUGGUACAAACAAAGUUCCUCAAGUAUCCUAUUGUUGACAACGAUGGAGAAUCGCUUGUUCGCAAUGCGAGGGUCGCCUCGACACGCUGA